GCGAGGCUCGGCGCGCGGAUGGUGCCGGUGCGGCUUGGUUGUUGAUCCGCGUGUCCCCUCCCUCUCUUCCCCUCCCCCACUCGGGGGGGUCUCCCCUCCUGCCCCGGCUCCCGCAGAGCCAUGUCUCGGGGUGGCUGCUGCACACACCUGUUGUGGGACGUAAGGAAAAGAUCGCUCGGGCUGGAGGACCCGUCCCGCCUGCGGAGCCGCUACCUGGGAAGAAGAGAAUUUAUCCAAAGAUUAAAACUUGAAGCAACCCUGAAUGUUCAUGAUGGCUGUGUUAAUACAAUCUGUUGGAAUGACACUGGAGAAUAUAUUUUAUCUGGUUCAGAUGACACCAAGUUAGUAAUUAGUAAUCCUUACAGCAGAAAGGUUUUGACAACAAUUCGUUCAGGACACCGAGCAAAUAUAUUUAGUGCAAAGUUCUUACCAUGCACAAAUGAUAAGCAAAUUGUAUCCUGUUCUGGAGAUGGAGUAAUAUUUUAUACUAAUGUUGAGCAAGAUGCAGAAACCAAUAGGCAAUGCCAAUUUACGUGCCAUUAUGGAACUACCUAUGAGAUUAUGACUGUACCAAAUGACCCUUAUACUUUCCUCUCCUGUGGUGAAGAUGGAACUGUGAGAUGGUUUGAUACUCGCAUCAAAACUAGCUGUACUAAAGAAGACUGCAAAGAUGACAUUUUAAUUAACUGUCGACGUGCUGCCACAUCUGUAGCUAUUUGUCCACCAAUACCAUAUUAUCUUGCUGUGGGUUGUUCUGAUAGCUCAGUACGAAUAUAUGAUCGGCGAAUGCUGGGCACAAGAGCUACUGGAGAACAAAGUCCCAAUGUGUCAUUGAUGCAGAGAAUGUCUGAUAUGUUGUCUCGAUGGUUUGAGGAAGCAAGUGAAGUUGCACAGAGCAAUAGAGGGCGAGGAAGAUCUCGAUCCAGAGGUGGAUCGAGUCCAUCAGAUGUUCCCACUCUUCCUACUAUCCCAUCCAGUACUGAUUUGGAAGUAGGCGAAGCUGCAAUGGAAGUAGAUACUCCAGCUGAACAGUUUCUUCAACCAUCUACAUCCUCGGCAAUGUCUGCUCAGUCUCCUCCUGCAUCGUCUUCUGCAGAAAGCCUUCAUUCUACUACUUUGCUGUCUUCUCCAGACAGUGAGCAAAGGCAGUCAGUUGAGGCUUCUGGACACCAUGCACAUCAUCAGUCUGAAUUUUUAAGGGGGCCUGAGAUAGCUCUGCUCCGUAGGCGCCUGCAACAACUGAGGCUUAAGAAGGCUGAGCAGCAGAGGCAGCAAGAGCUCGCUGCGUGUGCCCAGCAGCCUUCCGCUCCUGAGCAGUAUUCCUGUGGGGGCUCUUCCCAGGACCCUCAGGCUUCAGAUUCUCCUUCUUCUGUGGUUAACAAACAGCUCGGAUCCAUGUCACUUGAUGAGCAACAGGAUAACAGUAAUGAAAAGCAGAGCCCCAAACCAGGCACAGGUGAACCAGUUUUAAGUUUGCACUACAGCACAGAAGGAACAACGACAAGCACAAUAAAACUGAACUUUACAGAUGAAUGGAGUAGCACAGCCUCGAGCUCCAGAGGAAACGGGAGCCACAGUAACUCUGAGGGGCAGGAGGAAGCCUUGCUCGCACAAAGCUCAGUGCAGCCACCAAAAGGAGACGCUGAACCAAAAACUCGUGAAGCAUCAUCUGAAGAUGUGACGCAAUAUCAGGAAGGUACAUCUGCUGAAGACGCAGUCGAGAACCCAGUAGAUAGAGCACAAUCUGAUAAGGUUACACCUGCGCCAUUGGAUUCUAGCUCAGGAGAAAGGAAUGACCCCAGUCUUGAGAGCCUUUGUGCGGUUCCAGAAGAAUCCGCGCUAUCUGAAAAAGACGAGGAGCCAGAGACCUCAGACCCCGUCAGCACUGAGCGUGCUGCCACUCAGGUGACCACCAGCCCUGAGCCCCAGCCCCAGACACAAGCCAUCGGACCUUUACUUCUCGAGGGAACGUCAGCCAGAGACUCUGCUCUCCAGGACACAGACGACAGCGAUGAUGACCCGGUCCUGAUUCCAGGUGCAAGGUACCGAGCAGGACCUGGUGAUAGAUUCCCUGUCAGAGGAACAGCAGUAGGUGAUAGAAUAAGGAGACGCUCUGCUGUUGCCCGCAUUCAAGAGUUCUUCAGGCGGAGAAAAGAAAGAAAAGAAAUGGAAGAAUUAGAUACUUUGAACAUCAGAAGGCCACUAGUAAAGAUGGUGUACAAGGGUCAUCGCAACUCCAGGACAAUGAUAAAAGAAGCCAAUUUCUGGGGUACCAACUUUGUGAUGAGUGGCUCUGACUGUGGCCAUAUCUUCAUCUGGGACCGGCACACGGCUGAGCAUUUGAUGCUCCUGGAAGCUGAUAAUCAUGUGGUGAACUGCCUGCAGCCACAUCCGUUUGACCCAAUUCUAGCCUCAUCUGGUAUAGAUUAUGACAUAAAGAUCUGGUCACCAUUGGAAGAGUCGAGGAUUUUUAACCGAAAACUUGCUGAUGAAGUGAUCACUCGGAAUGAACUGAUGCUGGAAGAGACUAGAAACACCAUCACAGUCCCAGCUUCGUUCAUGUUGAGGAUGUUGGCGUCCCUGAAUCACAUCCGCGCUGACCGGUUGGAGGGUGACAGAUCCGAAGGCUCUGGCCAGGAGAAUGAAAAUGAGGAUGAAGAGUAGUCAACUCUUGUUGGCAAGCACGUAAAUGUUCUGGAAUUUGUAUCAGGCAUUGAUCCUAUUUUGUCCUUUACAGAGCUUUAGUGCAAUUUUAAGGUUUGGGGUUUUUGGAGUUUUUCCCUUUUUAUGGGACAACCUAACAUUGGUUUGGAACAAUUGUGUGCAUGGAUUUGGGAGCGUGUGUAAAACAAAUUUAGCAAAAUGUUUUAAACCCUUUUGCCGUGAAUGAGGAGUGCUAGAAGAUGCAACGUGCAAUAGCUCCUCGCCUUCAGAGGAGCCGCGUGGCCACUGUGGAAGAGUACUUUCCUGAUCGUGACCAUGGGGGUUCCGGUGACUUUCUAUACUUGCCCAUUUGCAUGUUUGUUGCUUUCUAAUUAAAGAAAUUGGUUGUUUUAAGACA
Messenger RNA from Echinops telfairi (small Madagascar hedgehog), 3061 nucleotides. It is a transcript of the gene DCAF6, whose product is annotated as DDB1 and CUL4 associated factor 6. Gene Ontology annotation, cellular component: cytoplasm; Cul4-RING E3 ubiquitin ligase complex. The coding region runs from base 121 to 2664 and encodes 847 amino acids. Gene Ontology annotation, biological process: positive regulation of transcription by RNA polymerase II. The transcript is spliced from 20 exons. Lineage: Eukaryota; Metazoa; Chordata; Mammalia; Afrosoricida; Tenrecidae. The record is from RefSeq and is a predicted model, not a curated record. Gene Ontology annotation, molecular function: protein binding.